Lymnaea stagnalis (great pond snail) is the source of this 4274-nucleotide messenger RNA. Lineage: Eukaryota; Metazoa; Mollusca; Gastropoda; Lymnaeidae. The record is from the annotation of a GenBank genome assembly.
CGGAACGCUAUUACAGUUUGCAAGAUAUUUGACUUUUUUUAUUUGUAAUUAGUGAACAUUUGUUUGAUCCAAUUGAUCUGACAAUUUUUAUUUAAGAAAUCUGAAUUCAAGUUUUUAUCUUAUUUAGUCAAACUUUAAAACUUGCCUGGGCAUUUAACUAUGGAAAUGAAAGACGAUUCCGAAAUCUCAUUAUUUUCGCUCGAACUAGUUGUGGAAAAGGUCUAUAUACCACACACCCCAUGUAGAUUUCCCGCCAUAGCUUUCAGGCUGUUGGACUUUCCAACAAUAGUUAUCAAACAUGUGGAAGAUGACCUGUCAAAAGCUAUUCAGAGUAAAAUAUCUUUUGACCCUUAUUAUCAUUUGCCUGAUCAAUUCAUGGAAUUGAAAGAUAGGCAUGGGAACUUUAUGGUGAAAAAGGGUAAAUCUUGUUUAUUCAAAAUAUCUGCAAAUAGCCUAAAGCAACACCUAGCAAGUACACCCUUGUAUGUGAUGGUUAUUGAUUUAUUUCCUGAAGUACCAAAGCUUGUUGGUAACAGUUCAGUUCCACUUAAUUCCCUGAUGGAAUCAAUUUGUGUCGACAUCGCCAAACUAGGAUCAACUGUUCCAUCAGUGCAUGGAGACAAAGGCCUUUUUAAGCUUUACAACCUGAUGGGAAAAGAAAUUGGUUAUUUUGUUCUGGGCUUCCGUUUACUUUGCCUUGGACCAAGUUUUAUUGCACAUCUUCCAGAUACUGCACUGCUCCAUCAUAAACAAAAGGUACAAGAAGAUCAAAAUGUGGAUCACAUUAUUACAAAGCACCAGAACUUAUUGUUAGGUGAUAAAACAACUGUUGAUAUACCUGAUCGCCAACAAAAAACUACUUCUUCUAUGACUGACCCCAUGAAACAAGAUGCUUUUCUCCAAACAGUUGAGAUGAAAGAUAAAGAGAUCCUUGUUAAUCUCUAUGAAAAUGGAAGUAGUGUUGUUGAAAAUAAAGAUGUGAAAAAUGAGUCUCAUAAUGUAACCACACAAACUGACAAACAAAAGAGGAGAAAGGAGCAUCAGCGAGCCAUACCCGUACCUAAAUGGGUGGAACAAAUUGAACAUGAAAAUGAUGAUAAUGAUUUAAUGAUUAAUAACAUUGUCUGUCCACCCCCUAUGUUUUACAAUAGUGAAGCAUCACCUGCUCUCAUAGUAAAAAGGAACAUUUCAAAAGUGUUGUAUGAUGCAGAAUUACCAGCAAAUGAUCUCUCUGAAAUAGAGAGCUUUGAUGGUUAUGGUCUACAUACAGAAAAGUUAGCCAAAGAAAAGAUUAUUAACCAAAGGACUUCAAAAAGCAUUCAAUCAGUUAAGUUCCAACCUUCUACAAUAGGCAAAGUAUUAGAACCUGCUGUACCUCGAGCCAGACCAGGAGAACAUGUUCUUGGUUUGCAAGUAGCUCCUAAUCUGGAUGCAGUAUUUCCUUUAUUAACAGCCCUUUUUAAUGAAUUGUCUUCAAUACAGAAUCCUAAACUUCUAUUAAAUGUUUCAAACAAAUUACAAGCAGCUACUUUGAAAUCUUCAGAACUCACCAGUUCCCCAGACAAAAAAACAGAAAUUCAGCCAGAAGAUAAAAAAUUAUCUUCAUCUGUUGUUUCAGCUGUUGCUGCUGCAUUGACAAGAAAACUAGAGAUAUCAAAAGAAAACAUUCAAAGAGGCAAUAGCGAACAAGUAAAAAAAGAACAUUCUCCAUUAUUUCAGCAACAUCAUCAAAGUCCUUUGAAAGGCCAAAAAUCAGUUGCUGAUAAAGAAAACAAAAAAAAUAAUAAAAAGCAGAAUCUGGUUCCACCUGCUGCUAAAGGCAAACUAGUAUUCGGCAUGACUCAUACUCAAAGAUUAAGGCUUCAGAAGACUAAUCCCCAGUGGUUGAAAUUGGCAGAGAAAGAAGCAACAGACUUGAAAGCCAAAACUCAAACCAUGAAAAAAACAACCGAUAUUGAUGACAUGAAUGCAACCACAUUUUCAGAUACACUAACUGAAGUAAGGCGUUUAGCUGAGAAAGAGUUAAACAGCACUGUUGGUGGAGAUACACUGUUAAAUUUAGCCAGUGAGCUAAAGUCAACAGCAGAAAAAGAUAAAAUUAUGCAACAGAAAGGUGUACAUCAUAAAUCAAAUCCUCAAGUUACUAAGAAAGGUAGAUCUGAAAAGUUCUCUGAGCAUAAAAUUGAUCAAAAUUUAAUAUCCAAAUCACAACAGCUGAAAGCCAGAAACAGGUUAAGACAAAAAAGAAAACUACACCAGAAAGGACUUAGAAAAGAAUUAUCAAAUGAUGCUAUGAAUAGACAGAAAUCACCUUUAGCUCAGAACACAGGUAAACUGAUAAAUAAAUUUAAAAUAAUCAUUUAAAAUUUAUUUAUUUUCACAUAGAACGUAACAAAAUGUAUUCUAUUUAUAAUAUUCUUUAUACAACAAAAUAAAGUUAUCAAGGAAAAUAAUUAACAAUAAUAAAAAUACAUUUAAUAUUUUAGUAAAUUUGAAACAGUAAGCCAAAAUGUAAAUGAUGUUUUCAUUACUUGAAAUUUCAGAUUAUGAUGAUCAGUUAAGUGUGCUCAGUGAUGUUCUAAGUUCAAGAAGCCGGUCAAUUGAAGUUCGUCUCCCAUCAGCUGAACCAGAUCUUGAUGACACCACUACCAGUCUGUCCGAUAAAGGAGAUGAAGAUGAUGACAUUGAAGAAGAAGACAUUCCCCUACCAGAUGACAGCUCAAAAGAGCGUCCAAGGAGUAAUAUUAUCAACUUCCCAAGAUACGUAUCCAAAGAUGUGUCGCUUCCUGAAUCUAUUGAUGGAGUUCAUAAUGCUUCUUUAAAUAUUUCAGAAACGGUUGAAAAUAACUCGCCAUUGGAAUCAACUCGUCAGUCGAAAAGUUGUACCUCUGAUCAGAAUGACUCAAAGGUCUUACAGUCCACAGAUUAUGACACCCGUCAGUUUCAUUCUACGGAUGAGAUAGAACUUCAGGGCUUAAUCAGUGAAGAGGCGAACAUUUCAGAUGCCCCUGACAGUGGAAGAAGAUCUGUUUCUUUGGUGGCAAACUCACAAAAAUUUCCUGUUAUUAAUCCACAGUUGUCUGAAAACUCACCAGUCCCAUCAAUCAGAAGAUCAACAACAAAGAUUGAUCCAUUGGCAUACAGUCAUCUUCAUUCUGGGUCUUUUUCUAAAGAUCGCAAUCAGCUUCCAUCUCCCAGGCCCUCAACCCCAAAAGGUACUAUUGUCAAGGGAGAGCUACCUGAAAAAGCAUAUUUUAAACCACAAGACAGUGGUCUCACAACACCAAAAUUGAAGACCACACCAAGGUCUUUGUCUUCCAGUCCUAAACACCCCACGCCUCGCCCUCGAAGACCGAUGAGAGAGUCUAUCCACACAGAUUCUCUGAGCUCAUAUAUGCCCUCAGAUCCAGAUAAUGUCAUUGUGUCCUUAUCCAGCAACUCUGGUAACUAUUCUGAUGAUUUCUCAGCAAUUCACAGUGGGGAAAGUGCAAACUCUUCUGCGGAACAAUUUCCUAAAAUUAUCUCUAGUGCUAAGCUGGGAUAUACAAUCAACUGAUAUAGGACCUAAGCUUUUUGACAUAUUAGUCUAUUUAUUUCUUUUAGCCUAAGGAAAGAUUUUUUUUAUGUACAAAAAAAAACAACUAAAUUAAUAACUAGCAAUGUUGAUUACCCAGGUAUAAGAUAUGUUUUCCUAAGUUUUAAUAGUUUUAACACCUGGAAAGAGAAUUGAAUUUUUUUUAAAUAAAUUUAAUUAUAUUUUUUCUGGUGAUUAAUAAACAUAUCUUUCAAUUUAAAAAAAAAUGCAAAGAGUAAAAGCUUUUUUCCCCCUUCAACAUAGAUAUAUCACUUUAUCUCAAUUAGUUGGUAGUCCUGACGCAGAAAGACAAGCCAUGUAUCAUGGAAUCCAGUAUUUUCUUAAAUCUUUUCAUGUUCCUUGAAGUACUGUAGCCUGUAGCUUACCAAUUGCCUUGUUGAAUAUCAUUAUUUUAUUCCUUAUUUACAAUUACAAGUCUGUAAUAUUUAAUAAGUGUAUGGUUCACUUCUUGUUAAUAAUCUAUGUAACUUGUAGCCUCAAACUUAAGCUAAUAAUUUAAGGCAAUUUCUUCCACCUUUAGUGAAUAUUUCACCUGUCAAUUGCCCAAUACAAGACUUUAAUUUAAGUUUAAGUUAAAUCAGAUGAAUAUCUGGCCUUAGCUAGAACUUUGUAUUUGAAUGGAAUUCAUCAUAUAAAUAUUCAUCACAUAACAAAUAAUUUAUUAUUAUUGAAAUUGCAG